Stegodyphus dumicola is the source of this 689-nucleotide messenger RNA. Its product is annotated as THAP domain-containing protein 2-like. Gene Ontology annotation, cellular component: nucleus. Gene Ontology annotation, molecular function: DNA-binding transcription factor activity; RNA polymerase II cis-regulatory region sequence-specific DNA binding. Gene Ontology annotation, biological process: regulation of transcription by RNA polymerase II. Lineage: Eukaryota; Metazoa; Arthropoda; Arachnida; Araneae; Eresidae. The record is from RefSeq and is a predicted model, not a curated record.
UCGAUUCACUCUUAAUAUUUAAAAAUAUGGGUGGUUGUGCUGCCCCAAAUUGUUCGAAUCAAUCCAAAAAUAACUUUAGGUUGUUUCGUUUCCCAAGAAAUGAAGAAAGACGAAGAAAAUGGAUAAUUAAUUCUCGUCGAGAUCAAUGGAUUCCGGGCCCAGGAGCGUAUCUUUGUGAAGUACAUUUUGAAGAAAAUCAAUUUGAAUGCUCUAGGCAAGAUGGGCGUAAAAAACUCAAGCCCAAUGCUGUGCCAACUCUUUUCAAUGUGCCUAAUCCCCCACAACUGUUGACCCCACAGCGUCUUAAAAGGCAUUGGGUUACCAAAGCACCGUUCAGUUACAUCCAAUUUUUGGUGGCUUGCAGCACAGUUCACCCUUUAUCAACUGAAGUGAUUUCUGUUGCUGAACCAUCUGUUGUUCAUUUGCCACAACCUUCAGCUUCAUAUUUUGGAGAAAUAAAUUUUGCUGCCGAAGUAUCUGAUUAUAUUUCAGGUUUGUUUCGCAAGAACAAGCUUUCAACUUCAUCUUGUGAUAAAGUGCCAUCUAUUUGUGAAGGAUCUCAUGAUGUUCUUUUAAGGAAUAUUAUAAAACAGCAGACUGAAUUGAUCUCGCUUCCGCAAUGCCAGAACAAAAUAUUGCUGAAUGAACUUACAGCACCCACCCUAAAAAAAUUAAGAAAACUGGCAUAG